Molecule: messenger RNA, 1011 nt
Organism: Cricetulus griseus (Chinese hamster)
Lineage: Eukaryota; Metazoa; Chordata; Mammalia; Rodentia; Cricetidae
Source: RefSeq, a predicted model, not a curated record
AUGCUCCAGCCUGCUGGGACUGAGGACAAAGGCCCAGGAGUUGCAGAGCAGUCUGAGGACCUGAGAAAGGCCCUGGGGCGGCCAGAAUGCUUUGUGGACCGAGCCCUGGAUGGCGGGAAGGGACCCCUGGUCUCAGAUGUUAAUUUGAUCAUUGCCCUCAGCCAUUGUAGCCUGGAACAUGAUGAAGUCGGUGAUCUUGAGGUGAGACGAACUUCGAACUCAUGCACCAUGGAGAAUGGACACCAGCUGGGUGCAGGUUCAGCCAAUGGAGCGUCUGAGGUUCAAACCUCCCCGGAUCCCCCUAGGCCACGCCCUGAGAGCCUCUCCUUGCGGGUGGAUGAGAGAGGACAGGGACUGGAGAAAAAUUCCUCUUUCAUGCGGUCUUUGUCUGGCUCUGGGUAUGGAGCAGUGACAGCAGGCAAGCACAAGGACAGCCCUCCAUUGGUGACCCCACCACAGUCACCCCCAUCCUCGCAGCCUCCAGCUAUGACUCAAGCCCCUCGCCAGGGAGAGCGUCGAAGGGAAUUGGUGAGGUCGCAGACGCUGCCUCGUACCUCAGGGGCACAGGCUCGGAAGGCGUUGUUUGAGAAGUGGGAGCAGGAUACAGCAAGCAAGGGCAAAGGUGAGACCAGGGCCAAAUUAAAGAGGUCGCAGAGUUUCGGUGUGGCCAGUGCCAGCAGCAUCAAGCAGAUCCUGCUAGAGUGGUGCCGAAGCAAGACUGUGGGCUACCAGCAUGUGGACCUGCAGAACUUCUCCUCUAGCUGGAGUGAUGGAAUGGCCUUCUGUGCCCUGGUGCACUCAUUCUUCCCUGAUGCCUUUGACUAUAAUGCCCUGAGCCCCACACAGCGGCAGAAGAACUUUGAACUGGCCUUUACCAUGGCUGAGAAUCUGGCCAACUGUGAGCGUCUCAUUGAAGUGGAGGAUAUGAUGGUGAUGGGCCGCAAGCCGGACCCUAUGUGUGUCUUCACCUACGUGCAGUCACUCUACAACCACCUGCGUCGCUUUGAGUGA